Messenger RNA from Macroventuria anomochaeta, 390 nucleotides. RefSeq lists its product as uncharacterized. Gene Ontology annotation, molecular function: nucleic acid binding. Lineage: Eukaryota; Fungi; Ascomycota; Dothideomycetes; Pleosporales; Didymellaceae. The coding region runs from base 1 to 390 and encodes 129 amino acids. The record is from RefSeq and is a predicted model, not a curated record. The transcript has a single exon.
AUGCGGAUCACUAGAAAGCCUGGGGAGAGGUACUGUGCAGACUGUGUUCAAGAGCAACUUGACCGGAAUGAUAAAAAGGCAUGGGAGGCUGCUCACAGUUGGGCUGCUGUUGGCUACAACUUCAAGACGCCUCUCUACUUUCACAAGAUACCCAGCAACAAAAAUGGGAAGAUGACCCUUACUGUCUACCGCAACGAGAUCCUUGAGAAGAUAGUCAAGCCCUGGCUCAAGCGUCAUCAAUCACCAUUCAUCCUUGAAGAAGGCAACGACAGUGGACAUGGUCGGGGGUCUCAGAGUAAUAUUGUUGCAAAGUGGAAGAGCAAAAAUUACCUAGAUUGUUACUUCAACUACCCAUCAUCUCCUGAUCUUUCACCCAUAGAGAACUGCUAG